This is a messenger RNA of Physeter macrocephalus (sperm whale), 1592 nucleotides long. It is a transcript of the gene CERS1, whose product is annotated as ceramide synthase 1. Gene Ontology annotation, biological process: ceramide biosynthetic process. The record is from RefSeq and is a predicted model, not a curated record. The coding region runs from base 1 to 1518 and encodes 505 amino acids. Gene Ontology annotation, molecular function: sphingosine N-acyltransferase activity. The transcript is spliced from 8 exons. Gene Ontology annotation, cellular component: membrane. Lineage: Eukaryota; Metazoa; Chordata; Mammalia; Artiodactyla; Physeteridae.
AUGGCGGCGGCGGGGACCGCGGCGGGGCCGGCGGGGCCUGAGCCCAUGCCUAGCUACGCGCAGCUGGUGCAGCGCGGCUGGGGCAGUGCGCUGGCGGCGGCGCGGGGCUGCGCGGACUGCGGCUGGGGGUUGGCGCGCCGCGGCCUGGCCGAGCACGCGCACCUGGCGCCUCCCGAGCUGCUGCUGCUGGCGCUCUGCGCACUCGGCUGGACCGCGCUGCGCUCGGCGGCCACUUCGCGCCUCUUUCGGCCCCUAGCCAAGCGGUGCCGCCUCCAGCCUAGAGAUGCCGCCAAGAUGCCUGAGAGCGCCUGGAAGUUUCUCUUCUACCUGGGCGCCUGGAGCUACAGCACCUACCUGCUCUUCGGCACUGACUACCCCUUCUUUCACGACCCACCCUCCGUCUUCUAUGACUGGAAGACGGGCAUGGCGGUACCACGGGACAUCGCAGUUGCCUACCUACUACAGGGAAGCUUCUACGGCCAUUCCAUCUACGCCACGCUGUACCUGGAUGCCUGGCGCAAGGACUCAGUGGUCAUGCUCAUCCAUCAUGUGGUCACCUUGGUCCUCAUUAUCUCGUCCUACGCCUUCCGGUACCACAAGGUGGGCAUCCUUGUGCUCUUCCUGCAUGACAUCAGUGACGUACAGCUGGAGUUCACCAAGCUCAAUGUCUACUUCAAGUCCCGCGGAGGAUCCCACCACCGGCUUCACGCCCUGGCUGCAGACCUGGGCUGCCUCAGCUUCAGCCUCAGCUGGUUCUGGUUCCGCCUCUACUGGUUCCCGCUCAAGGUCCUGUACGCCACGAGCUACUGCAGCCUGCGGUCGGUGCCUGACAUCCCCUUCUACUUCUUCUUCAAUGCACUCCUGCUGUUGCUAACCCUCAUGAACCUCUAUUGGUUCCUGUACAUCGUGGCUUUUGCUGCCAAGGUGCUGACGGGCCAGGUGCGUGAGCUGAAGGACGUGCGGGAGUAUGACACAGCAGAGGCCCUGAGCCCCAAGCCCAGCAAAGCUGAGAUCGCGGCCACGCCCCCCGAGACCCUGACCUGGCCCAGGUCUCUUCAGGGACCCCGGUCCCGCCCCCAGCCCGCAGGUCCCGGAGCCCAGCAGACCCUGAGCACUCGCCCGGCCGCCGCCUGUGACGAAGAUGCCACCGCUGUGCCGGCGUCCGGGCCGCCGCGUCCUUCUUCUCCUACUGGCCAUGCUGCUGCCCUCGUCACCCCCGGCCCGCGCCCCCGCGCCCCCGGGCCCCGCCGCCGCCCUACUCCAGGCUCUCGGGUUUCCCGACGUGCCCCGGGGAGCCCCCAAGUCCCGGCCCGUACCCCCCGUCAUGUGGCGCCUGUUCCGCCGCCGGGACCACCAGGAGGCCAGGGCGGGCCCUCGGAGGACGCCCCUGGGGGCUACCCUGCGGCCGUGCCACGUGGAGGAGCUGGGGGUCGCCGGAAACAUCGUGCGCCACGUCCCGGACCGCGGCGCGGCCGCCCGGCCCCCGGAGCCCGCCUCAGCUGCGGGACAGUGCCCUGAGUGGACCGUCGUCUUCGACCUGUCGGCCGUGGAGCCAGCCGAGCGCCCGAGCCAGGCCCGCCUGGAGCUGCGCU